Molecule: messenger RNA, 1845 nt
Organism: Mya arenaria
Lineage: Eukaryota; Metazoa; Mollusca; Bivalvia; Myida; Myidae
Exons: 5
Coding region: 1-1845 (614 amino acids)
Molecular function (GO): protein dimerization activity
Source: RefSeq, a predicted model, not a curated record
AUGGAAAGACAGACCAGUUCCGAGCAACAUUUACGAGAUGGAAAACGGACCCUGAAUACGUUGCGUGUACGGGAUGGAAAUACGGACCCAGUUCUGAGCAACAUUUAUGGGAUGGAAAACGGACCCCGAAUACGUUGCGUACUCAUUGGAUCAAGCUCAAGGCGGUUGCAGCCUCGCUGGUUCGUAUCAAACAGUUGGUUGAGGUAUUCAACAAGCAAGGAUAGUGUGUAUUGUGGGCCAUGUCGUUUUUUUGGUCCGCAAGGUGGAGAUUCGAAGGAAAAGGCGUUCGGGGUAUCGCCAAUCAACGACUGGAGCAACCUAGGAAAGCUGGUUACAAGGCACCAGGCGUUGAAAUCGCUCCAAAACACCAUUAUCCUUUGUGGAAAGCAGGGCCUAGCAUUGAGAGGUCACGGAGAAGAUGAUGGAAACUUUGUGAAGUUGCUUGAGUACAGAAGUAAGGAUAAUGGGCUUUUACGUGACCACAUGCUGAAAAAGGAAACCACAAAUAAGUAUACCUCUCCUGAAAUUCAGAAUGCGCUAAUUCAGAUAUGUGGAGAAAUCAUUGUUGGAGAUAUUGUGAGAGACUGUAACAAAAGCCCAUGUUUUGGAUUUAUUACAGACGAAGCUACUGACUGUAGCACAACUGAACAAAUGGCUUUAUGUGUCCGUUUCUACGAAGUUGAUAAAUGCAUCACCAAGGAAAAAUUCUUGGGUUUCGCGGAGUGCGGCGCAACAACAGGAAAGGCCCUCACAGAUAAGUUCCUCCAUAAUUUGACUGAAAAGGGAAUUGUGAUACAAAACAUGAGAGGACAGGGGUAUGAUGGCGCGGCAAAUAUGAGUGGGAAGUACCGUGGUGUGCAUGCCCGUGUAAGAGAGAUUAUACCAGAUGCGGUCUACACUCACUGCAAGGUACACAGCCUUAACCUCUGUAUCAUCCACGCCUGCAAAGAACCACUAGUUCGGAAUGUUAUGGACACAAUACAAACAAUAGCAUUUGCCUUCGACUACUCAGCAAAGAGAUUGACAGCUUUCAAUGACGCAUUGAAUAACGACGAGCUAGCGAAAGGAGAAAUGGACAGACGAAGGAAGCUAAAACGUUGUGACUGUGACCUUCUCGUCGCUGUAGAAGAGUCAAAGGUUGUGAAGACAAUGAUCAACCAAGAAAGAAAUGACCAAGCAGUAUGGGACGCCCUCUUCGAAAGUGCCAUUUACAUUGCCCAACACAAUGACAUUGAGCCAUCUUUUCCCAGAGUUGAGCAAAGGCAAUGCCAUCGCUCGAAUAAAGAAGCAGAUGACCCAAGUUCUUACUGGAGAAAAAACAUGUUCCUGCCAUUUAUUGAUCAUCUGUAUACAGAAUUGGAUGAACGUCUUAUUAAUGCAGAACCACGCUACUCGGCGCAGUAUCUUCUCCCGAAGCGACUUAACCAGCUGUCGGAGGCGUUGGUCGACUCUGUAUUUGAUUCAUACAGCCGAGAUCUCCAGCUCACGAAGAUGAUGUUUCACAGAGAAGUUCAAAGAUGGAGAACGAGAUGGGUCAUUGUUGAUGACGCACAAAAGCCCUCCGAUUUGUCUGACACAAUCAGGACCGCUCACCAAGACCUAUAUCCAGGCAUUCACAAGGUGCUGUGCGUUCUCGUCAGCAUGCCUGUUUCCACAGCAACUGCAGAGCGAUCGUUCAGUGUCAUGAGGAGAGUUAAAACCUACCUACGCAACACUAUGACCACCAGUAGAUUGUCGGGUCUAGGUUUAUUGAAUGUUUAUAGAGAGAAAAUACUUGACAGUGAACUUGUGUUGGAUAUUUUCGCAAGACGCAAAAACAGGAAACUAGCGCUGGUGUUCCAGUGA